GAAAAUUGGGAAGAGGGGUUGCCAUGGUUUCCACGCUUGUGACAUCACCGGAAACAGGAACAGGAAGCGGCCAGGGCAAUAGAGGCAGCGGGGCGAGAGUGUUUCCGAAGAGGCAGCGAGGACGUCAAAGGCAGCGAUGAGCACCCCUGGGGGGCUAGUUACCAACCGCGGACGGCGUUUCAAAUGGGCCAUUGAGUUGAGUGGUCCAGGCAGUGGGAGCAGAGGCCGGAGUGACCGGAGCGGUGGCCAGGGAGACACCCUCUAUCCCAUCGGCUACUCAGACAAGCAGGUGCCAGACACAAGUGUCCAGGAAACGGAUCGCAUCCUAGUAGAAAAGCGCUGCUGGGAUAUCGCUCUGGGCCCCCUGAAGCAAAUCCCUAUGAACUUAUUUAUCAUGUACAUGGCAGGCAAUACAAUCUCCAUCUUCCCCACUAUGAUGGUCUGUAUGAUGGCCUGGAGGCCCAUCCAAGCACUCAUGUCCAUCUCUGCCACCUUCAAAUUACUUGAGAGUUCAAGCCAGAAGUUCUUGCAGGGCCUGGUGUACCUAAUUGGCAACUUUUUAGGGUUGGCCUUGGCGGUUUACAAAUGCCAAUCAAUGGGACUGCUGCCAACUCAUGCCUCCGAUUGGCUAGCUUUUAUUGAGCCACCUGAGCGCAUGGAAUUCACGGGUGGGGGUCUAGUGUUAUGACCCAACCCAGUUCCAGAAACCAAUUGCUGCUUUAGAUGCCUGGAUCGCUACUGUAGAAUACUCGUCACCCAUCGCUCCUAAUAAGACUGGCAGAUGAAGAUGCAGACAGAAUGUGAAAGACUGAUGUUCUCUGCCGAGGGAGGAGCAGGAGGCUUAUCCUGACAUGCUCUUUUCACCUUCCCCGCUGUGGUGAAAGCAGAAUAAAAGUGUUAUGCACAUGUG
Messenger RNA from Zootoca vivipara (common lizard), 910 nucleotides. It is a transcript of the gene EMC4, whose product is annotated as ER membrane protein complex subunit 4. Lineage: Eukaryota; Metazoa; Chordata; Lepidosauria; Squamata; Lacertidae. The record is from RefSeq and is a predicted model, not a curated record.